AUGACUUUCAUAUACUUCCCUACUUCUAAUAGUCAGAUUGAUGCUGCUAUCAAAAAUGUUCUUAUCGAAGAACACGAUUGGAAAGUGGAACAUGUUUUAUAUAUUGGACCAUACUUAUACAAAACAACAGAUACUUCACAUUAUACGUAUGAGAAAACUUUGACAUGCAUGUUUAUAAUGCUCACAAUAAUGACAUCAUCAAUUGGCACAAUUAUUAUUUUUAUACUCAAAUGUUACAUUAAAAUAAACACAUAUAUUAAAACAACAAAAAAUCUUUCGAGAAAAUGGAAUGGUUUACAAUAUCAGUUAUUUUAUGCUCUGGUUACUCAAACAUUAAUCCCAGUAAUCCUCAUGCAUUUACCAGUAGCAACUUUAUUCAUAUUAACAAUACUGUCAAUCAACUUCGGACGAGCUAGUAUCAUCGUUAGCAUAACUUGCGCUUUGUUCCCAGCUUUGGAUCCAUUUCCAGUUAUCAUAAUUGUCAAACAUUAUCGUCUUGCGAUGAUGAGUUCAGUCACAACUCCGGUUGUUAAAUUCAUUCAAAGGCGACUUGACAAUCCAAUUUGA
Caenorhabditis angaria is the source of this 567-nucleotide messenger RNA. Lineage: Eukaryota; Metazoa; Nematoda; Chromadorea; Rhabditida; Rhabditidae. The record is from the annotation of a GenBank genome assembly.